AUGAUCGCCGCCUCCCGCACUCUUGCUUCUCCUGUCCUCCGCCAGGCGGUCGCCCGCCGCGGCUUCUCGACCACCCGCGCCCAGCUGUCGUCGCCUUAUCACUACCCUGAGGGUCCCCUUUCCAACAUUCCCUUCAACCCCCGCAAGAAGGGAUUCGCGAUCAAGUACUGGACUUACUGCACUGUUGGGUUUACUUUGCCUUUUGGUAUUGCCGGAAACAAGGACGAUGGCAGGGAGAUGAUAUCGGAGGGGAAGUAA
Molecule: messenger RNA, 258 nt
Organism: Podospora pseudocomata
Lineage: Eukaryota; Fungi; Ascomycota; Sordariomycetes; Sordariales; Podosporaceae
Product: Cytochrome c oxidase assembly protein cox15
Exons: 2
Coding region: 1-258 (85 amino acids)
Biological process (GO): mitochondrial electron transport, cytochrome c to oxygen
Source: RefSeq, a predicted model, not a curated record